AUGAAGCCGCUGUUGCCCCUGCGGCUCUGGCGGGCGGCGGCCGGGGGGCUCCCGCGCUGCUUCGGCAUGGCCCGGCGCGGGGGUCCCGCCUGGCGGCUCUCCAUCGAGGGCAACAUCGCUGUGGGCAAGUCCACUUUCGUAAGGCUGCUGGGAAAAACCUUUCCAGAAUGGCAAAUGGCUACAGAACCAGUGGCAAAAUGGCAAAAGGUUCAAGCUUCCAGUACCAGAGAGCAGACCUCGUCUUCUCAGAACUUUGGCAACCUGCUUCAAAUGGUCUAUCAGGAGCCUUCUCGGUGGUCCUAUACGUUCCAGACAUACUCCUGCAUGAGUCGACUUAAGGCCCAGCUGGAGCCCCUUUCAGAGAAGCUGUUGAAGACCUGGGAUCCAGUGCAGAUUUUUGAGAGAUCUGUAUACAGUGAUAGGUACAUCUUUGCUAAGAAUCUCUUUGAGCUUGGCCACCUUGCUGAGAUUGAAUGGACCAUUUACCAGGAUUUGCACACCUUCCUCCUACAAGAGUUCGGGGAUCGAAUUGCUCUGCAUGGCUUUCUGUAUCUCCAGGCAACUCCAGAGAAAUGUUUGGAGCGGUUGCACCGAAGGGGGAGGCCUGAGGAGAAGGCGAUCCAGUUGGAAUAUCUGGAGCAGCUUCACACUCAGCAUGAAAACUGGCUAGUAAAGAAAACCACGGAGGUCCACUUUGAAAACCUAAGGAAUGCUCCAGUCUUUGUGCUUGAUGUCAAUAAUGAUUUUGAGGAUGACCCAGCUGAACAAGAAUUGCUCAUGAGGAAGGUUUCUAGGAGCCACAGUCAUGGACCAGGAAUCCAUUGCGUGAGGCGCUGUGCAAACACAGAAGAUAGUAGUAUUCUUCCUUUUGUGGGGUUGUAUUGA
Messenger RNA from Emys orbicularis (European pond turtle), 885 nucleotides. RefSeq names its product deoxyguanosine kinase (gene DGUOK). Lineage: Eukaryota; Metazoa; Chordata; Testudines; Emydidae. The transcript is spliced from 7 exons. Gene Ontology annotation, biological process: nucleobase-containing compound metabolic process. Gene Ontology annotation, cellular component: cytoplasm. The coding region runs from base 1 to 885 and encodes 294 amino acids. Gene Ontology annotation, molecular function: deoxyguanosine kinase activity; ATP binding. The record is from RefSeq and is a predicted model, not a curated record.